Oldenlandia corymbosa var. corymbosa is the source of this 1549-nucleotide messenger RNA. The record is from the annotation of a GenBank genome assembly. NCBI's taxonomy places the organism in Eukaryota, Viridiplantae, Streptophyta, Magnoliopsida, Gentianales, Rubiaceae.
GGACAACGUCAUUGUUGGCGCUACGGAAGGAAAAAAACCCGCCAAACCAGGAAGAAGACAAAAGAAAACCCGCCAAAACCCCCUCAUCCGGCUUACAUACUGUUUUCGUUCAAUCCAACCAGCUUCUUUCCCAUUCCUCAGUCCUCACUCCCAACUCCCAUUACAAUGACCGACAUCACCUCUAAGGUUCCUUUGACCAGAAUGCUGCUGCGCAAAAGAACCCAAGCUCCGGAACCCGUUUCCUCAGAACCCAUAAGAAGAACCCGAAGCAGAAUGGAAUCCAAAUCGGAAGAAAAUGAACCAGAUUACGACGACGUCCGGUGCCAGAAAUGCGGGUCGGGUGAGGAUGAUAAUCAGCUUCUCUUGUGCGACGGAUGUGAUCGCGGGUUUCACAUUUUCUGCCUCAGGCCUAUCCUUCCAUCCGUACCUAAUGGCUCUUGGUUCUGCCCCUCUUGCUCCAAUCACAGUAAAAUCACAAGUUUUCCUCUUGUACAAACCAAAAUUGUAGAUUUCUUCCGAAUUCAGAGGUCUUCAUUGUCCGGUGAUAAAAUUAUUCAAGACGGGAAGAGGAGAAGAAAACGCUCGGGGAGUUGCUUGAUUGUGUCCAAAAAGAGUAGAAAGUUGUUGCCAUUCAAUCCCAGUGAAGAUCCAACUCGGAGGUUGGAGCAAAUGGCAUCACUGGCAACCGCAUUGACAGCAACCAGAACUGAAUUCAGUAAUAAGCUCACUUACCUGCCUACAAUGGCCCCAAGAUCAGCUAAUCGUGCUGCACUUGAACGAGAAGGAAUGCAGAUUAUAUCAAAGGAUGAUGCUGAGACUUUGAAUUUGUGCAAGCAAAUGAUGGAAAGAGGCGAAUGCCCUCCGCUCAUGGUUAUUUAUGAUUCUGUAGAAGGAUUCACAGUAGAAGCUGAUAGAUUCAUAAAGGAUUUGACAAUAAUUACAGAGUAUGUUGGUGAUGUUGAUUAUUUGAAGAACCGAGAAGAUGAUGAUGGCGAUAGCAUGAUGACCCUUCUUUGUGCUGCUGAUCCAUCAAAAUCCCUCGUCAUCUGUCCAGACAAGCGUAGUAACAUAGCUCGUUUUAUAAAUGGCAUCAACAACCAUUCAUCGGAUGGGAAGAAGAAGCAGAACGUAAAAUGUGUGAGAUUCAACGUGAAUGGAGAGUGUAGGGUGUUGCUGAUUGCAAGUCGAGACAUACGGAAAGGAGAAAGAUUGUACUAUGAUUACAACGGAUAUGAACAUGAAUACCCAACCCACCAUUUUGUCUGACCUCUUUCAACUUCCAACCUUUUUGAAAUCCUUUGGUCUGAUUUGGAAUCAACAAAAGGCCAUUCUGUUAACUUCCCCAUUGCUAGCACAUAGGCCAACUUGAAUGUGCCUAACCGAAGUUUAAAAACAGUGUAGAAGAACAGAUUGCAACGAAACAUAUUCCAUCUAAUCAUGUUGUCUUUAGCUCUACUUCUGCUAACCAACUAGGAAUUUAUACUCUGCCACGUCAUUAUUACUCCGCUAUUAACUAAAUUUUACAACUAAUUACAAUGAAUGCUACCUG